AUGAAGCCUUCCACCAUCCUCUCCGUCUUCACUGUGGUGGCCACUGUUUCAGCGGUGCCUACCAUGGAACUUGAACCGAGAGCAGCUCCAACAUGCCCUGCUGGAAGCUUCAAGCAGAUCUGCCUGCCCGGCGGACUGUUCAACAUCAUCAACACGCUUCUGGGCAAUAUCCUCGGCACUGUCAGCGGACUCAAAUGUGUUGCUCCUACUACACCAACUACUCCAACCAUUCCACCCGUGGUGUCUGCACUUCCACCUAUCAUCCCACCCGUGGUUUCUGCCAUACCGCCUGUGGUGUCUGCCAUUCCACCAGUCAUCUCUGGUGUGGUUUCCGCUAUUCCACCAGUCGUCUCCGCUGUCGUCCCACCCGUGGUUUCCAUCGUAGCACCCGUGGUUUCCGAUGUCGUCUCCGUCGUAGCGCCUGUGGUCUCCGGUGUGGUUUCAGUCGUAGCGCCUGUGGUUUCCGGCGUGGCCUCAGUCGUUCUACCAGUGGCAACACCCAUCCUUGAACCAGUACUCUCCGCCGUAGUACCAGUGGCGACACCCAUCCUCUCCGUCGUAGUUCCAGUGGCUACACCCAUCCUAAACCCAGUGCUUUCUGUCGUAGUGCCAGCGGCAACACCCAUCCUCAACCCAGUACUCUCCGUCGCUGCACCAGCCGCAACACCCAUCCUGAACCCAGUACUCUCCAUUGUUGCACCAGUCGCAACACCCAUCGUUCAACUUCCGGGCAUUGGACUCUAG
Molecule: messenger RNA, 744 nt
Organism: Alternaria conjuncta
Lineage: Eukaryota; Fungi; Ascomycota; Dothideomycetes; Pleosporales; Pleosporaceae
Exons: 2
Coding region: 1-744 (247 amino acids)
Source: RefSeq, a predicted model, not a curated record